UCGGCAGACAAGUCUCGUCCAUGUCGUCAAUCGUCGUACGCAGAACAUGCGGAUACUGUGGAUGUGAGCGGCAUCGAGUUUCCAGCAAAACUGGAAGACAUACCAGUCAUCGAAAGACUGAACGACGGUCUUUACAUCAACGUCUUCGGAUAUGAAGAGAAAGUCAUAUAUCCGUUAAGAAUUUCUCAGCAACCGCAGUCCGCCAUCAAUGUAUUGCUCAUCCAAGACGAACGCAAUGACGUGGAGGUGCAGCACUGGGUGUGGAUAAAGUCAUUCAGUCGUCUUGUUGCUACUGGAGCACGUCGAGCACAUUUCGUCUGCUUCAGAUGUCUCUCAACACACGUCACGGAGAAGGCAUUGAAUAAUCAUAUGAUGUACUGCAGUGAACAUCCUGAAGCUACGGUGGAGAUGCCAAAGGCUGGCGAUAGAGUGAUGUUCAGGAAUGUGAACAAGCAGCUUCAAGCCCCAUUUGUGAUCUAUGCCGAUUGUGAGGCCUUCAUAGAACCUCUGUCCGCUGUCAAGAAAAUCGGUCAUUCGACAUUCCAAAAGAACAAGCAUGUAGCCUGUUCCUGUUCGUACAUUGUAGUACGAUCUGAUGGCGUCGUCACGAACCGUUUCUUCUACCGUGGAGAAGAUUCUAUGUUCUGUUUUCUGCUGUCACUUGAGCAAGAGGAGGAGAUUAUCCGUGAUGAGCUUCUAGCAUGUAAUGCUGGUCAAAUGAUCAUUUCAGAAAGUCAGCAACGUGAAUUUGAAACGGUAGUCUCCUGUUGGAUCUGUGGUGAAGCGUUGGGUAGCGAUCGUGUACGUGACCACUGUCACAUCACCGGUGCUUACCGUGGUGCAGCACACAACCAUUGUAACCUGAACAUGCGGAUUGGGCCAUUCAAGAUCAAGAUUCCUGUGAUCUUUCAUAACUUGAAGGGAUACGAUUCUCAUCACAUCAUAUCUGCCAUUGGGAGAACGUCCACUGAUGAGAUUACGUAUGUGAACGAGAAAGGACAAGAACGGACCAAGCGUCUCGGUGCUAUCAACGUGAUUCCCAUCAACAGUGAAAAAUAUGUCACAUUCGGAUGGAGACAGUUCCAGUUCAUCGACAGCCUGGCAUUCUUGAACACCUCCCUAGACCGGUUGGUUUCGGCUACACCACCAGAUGCAUUCGCCCUUCUAUCCGCACGAUUUCCAGACGAGGAUGAACGCAAACUGUUGACACGAAAGGGUGUCUACCCGUAUGAAUAUAUGGGGUCGUACGACCAAUUCGAAGAAACGCGUCUACCACCCAAGGAUGCAUUCCACUCAACGCUAACGAACACGGGUAUCAGUGAUGAAGACUAUGCCUAUGCGCAAACAGUAUGGACUGCGUUUGACUGUGAAGAUCUAGGAGACUAUCACGACCUCUACCUGGAGACUGAUGUGCUGCUGUUGGCUGACGUUUUCGAAAACUUCAGAAGAACUGCUCACGCAACCUAUGGAUUGGAUCCCGCUAAUUACCUCACCUUACCGGGAUUUGCCUGGGAUUCGCUGCUGAAAAUGACGAAGGUGUCCCUUCAUCUCAUUUCCGACAUUGACAUGUUCAACUUCAUUGAGCAUGGCAAAAGAGGUGGCAUAAGCAUGGUGUCCGCUAGACACGCCACCGCCAACAACAGAUAUCUAUCGGAAUACAAUCCAGACGAGCCGUCAAGCUUCAUCCAAUAUUUAGAUGCGAACAAUCUAUAUGGAUGGGCCAUGUCUCAACCCUUGCCCGUGUCGGACUUCUGCUUUGAAGCAGUGACGGAUGAUCUUCUGGAGACGGUACUCGAUCAUCCAAUGGACUCUUCGACGGGAUACAUGGUGGAGUGCGAUUUAAGGAUUCCAGAUGGUGUGCAUGACAUGAUGAAUGAUUAUCCGUUGGCUCCUGAGAAGAUGAAGGUGACACGAGAUAUGCUUUCUCCAUAUCAGACCCACAUGGCAGAGAAACUAAUGGUGAGCGGUUUGGAAGCGAAGAAACUGGUGCCAAAUCUACUACCGAAAGAGCACUAUGUUCUGCACUACAGAAACUUGCAGCAGUAUGUGUCCUUGGGUGUGGAGAUUACAGAUGUGCAUCGUGUGCUCUCCUUCACACAACACCCAUGGAUGAAGCCAUACAUCGACACUAAUACUGACCUGAGAAAGCUAUCAACUUCUGAUUUCGAGAAAGACUUCUAUAAGUUGAUGAACAAUGCUGUAUAUGGCAAGACCAUGGAAAACGUUCGAAACAGAGUAAACAUCAAGCUCAUUCGUGAACAGGAUGAAAAACCACGUCUCCAGAAAAGCAUCAACAAACCUUCGUACAUCCGCAGUGUAACCUUUGAGAACGAUCUGAUAGCAAUCGAGUUUGCCAGGACAAAGGUGACUCUCAAUAAACCCAUUUAUGUGGGUACAGCCAUCCUCGAUCUGUCGAAGCACUUGAUGUAUUCCUUUUACUAUGAAGUUCUCCUACCCCGCUAUGGACAAAAUGUACGUUUGCUCUACACUGAUACUGAUAGUCUGAUCGUACAUAUUCAAACGGAUGAUCUGUACACGGAUAUGUCAAACAACAUAACAGCCUAUGACACAUCCAACUAUUCACCAUCCCACCACCUGUACAGCACGGUCAACAAGAAGGUGGUAGGGAAGUUCAAGGACGAACUAGGUGGCAAACCCAUCAAGGAGUUCAUUGGUUUGCGGAGCAAGAUGUACGCAUACCGCUGUGAAGACAACGACGACAAUGGCAAGCGUGCCAAAGGUGUGCAGAGAAGCGUGUUGAAAAACACCAUAACCGUCGAUGAUUAUCGAACAUGUCUCGUCGAGGAGUCUCAGCUGAAGAGAACAAUGAAUGUUCUUCGAAGUCGACGACAUUGCAUUCACGGAGAGGACCUACACAAGAUUGCCCUCAGUGGAUUCGACAGUAAGCGCUACAUUCUGGAGGAUGGUAUCAACACCCUGGCAUUCGGACACAAGGAUAUUCCAAAGCACUGAUGGA
This is a messenger RNA of Sycon ciliatum, 2977 nucleotides long. RefSeq lists its product as uncharacterized. The transcript has 6 exons. The record is from RefSeq and is a predicted model, not a curated record. The coding region runs from base 370 to 2973 and encodes 867 amino acids. NCBI's taxonomy places the organism in Eukaryota, Metazoa, Porifera, Calcarea, Leucosolenida, Sycettidae. Gene Ontology annotation, biological process: DNA replication. Gene Ontology annotation, molecular function: nucleotide binding; DNA-directed DNA polymerase activity; DNA binding.